GGCAGAAGAGGGGUUGUGGUUUGGACAAUCGUGUGGAAAAACCGGUUGGGUUUUUGAAGUGAAAUUUUGCAGGAACCCUGGUUGGAUGUGCAAACUAUUGUGGUUUUGCAUAUUGUUCUCGCCUCGUCGCAGCAGAGUAUGGUGCAUCACUCAGUGAAAGUGGAUUAAACUGGUCAGGAUGUACAAGUAGUAGAAGCAGCAGUUGUAGUGGGUGGAGCUAAUUCAGUUAGAAUGUUCCGACUAAUUAAUAAAAAAAAACCCAUCAAAUUCCAUUAGUGUUGAGCUCUGGUGUGCGACCUCGUCAACGACAUUUGGUUAAGUAAAUUAUUAACAACCCCCUUUUUUCUCUAGUGAGAUACAGAAAUAUUAUAGUGUGUUGGUUGGUUUUGUCCUGACCCUUUUUCGUUUCUAUCGUCAUACAAAAAUCGAUGGAGCGUCGUCCCACUGGAGGGAAAUAGAAGAACCCACUUUGCGUUCGAAAUCCAUAACUCGUUGAUAGUCUCGAAGAGAGGUCCCAGUGGAACAUUCCAUCAAAAGAAGUGGAGUUAAGUGCCCCCCCUAAGAAGUCAGAAGUCAAAAACGGAAAUCGAGAACCAGCUUAGCGUGGCAAAACAAACGCGCAGCUUUUAAGCUCUCAGUGCAGUGCUGUUCUUCCGGGAAAUGUAAAAAUGGCAACGCAAUCAUCAAACGGAAGUACCAUUCCGAGCAGUUCCGGCAGCAAUUCAUCUUUCACCAACAUCCACACCGACGAGCGCCUCGUGGUCGCCGUCCGGAUUCGACCGCUGGGCGAUGCCGCCGAAUCAAACUGCAUCCAGGUGCUGUCCCGGGGCACACUCAGCUUCGACGAGGGAACCCGGAACAAGCCGAAAAAGUACAACUACGACCACGUCUUUGGCGAAAGCUCCACCCAGGAGGAGGUGUACCAAACGACGACCGCCCCCCUCGUCCAGGACGUGCUCAACGGGUACAAUGCGGCCGUGUUUGCCUACGGCGCGACCGGUUCCGGCAAGACGCACACAAUGCUCGGACCGAACCCCCGCAAGGCGGCCACUUCCGGCGGUGGCUCCUCGGGGGAUCAGCAAGAUAGCACCGCGGAGGCCACUUCCGGCGGGGGGAAAUCAGCGUCCCAGGGCAACGAGGGACUCAUGAUCAAAGCCGUGGCCGACAUCUUCAAGUUUAUCGAGGAGUCGGAAAAUCCGGACAAUUUCAAGAUUUCCCUCUCCUACUUGGAAAUCUACAACGAACUGAUUCGCGACCUGCUCAACCCGGGCCCUAAUCCGCUGGAGCUGCGGGAGGACAACAAGGGCAACCAGUCGGUGGCGGGCCUGUCGGAAAUCUCCACCACAUCCCGCCAGGAGGUCAUCCAGCUGCUGAUGAAGGGCAACAAGGCGCGGACGGUCGAACCAACCGCCGCAAAUCAGACUUCCUCGCGGAGUCACGCCCUGCUGAGUAUCACGGUGCUGAACCGGACUCCCCUGGGAACGAAGCAAGGGCGGUUGUUCCUGACGGAUUUGGCCGGAUCGGAGCGCGCCCGGAAGACCAAGAACCGGGGCAAGAGGCUGCAGGAGGGAGCUCACAUCAACCGCAGUCUGCUGGCCCUCGGAAAUUGCAUCAACGCGUUGGCCGGCGGAGCGAGGUACGUCAACUACCGCGACUCCAAGCUGACCCGACUGCUGAAGGAAGCCCUGAGUGGGCGCUGCAAGACGGUCAUGAUUGCGCACGUGGCCCCUGAAGUGAAGCACCGGGACGAGUCCAAAAACACGCUGGUCUACGCCGAUCGAGCGAAUCACAUCACGACGAGGCUGCAGAAUCCGACCAUUUUGGAGGAGAACCGCGAGCUGCCCAUUCCGCACUACCAGAAUCUGGUGUCGGAGCUGCGUGAGGAGGUCGGACGACUCAAGGCGAAAAUGCUUGCCGAUCGGCCGCGGAGUGGGGCGGCGCUGCAGAGGCAGCAACAGCAGCGGGAUCAGGAACAGCAGAAUCCGACGGAUGAGCAGCUGAAGAAGGCAGAGUUGAAGUACCUGCGGGAGCAGAUUGUGCAGACGUUCAAGCAGCAGAUGCGGCUGAGGAGGAGACUGCUCGAGGCGGAUAGCCAUCUGCUGGGGUUGGAGUUGGACGCGGAACGGCAGCACAUGGUGAUUUCCCACUGGCAGAGUCGGCAGGGGAAGCUGUACGAGAGGAUGGAGGACGAUGAGGAUUCCGACUCGGAGGGCAAUUCCGCGCUGCGCUCCGCCUGGAACGAGCUGUCCGCCAUCGAGAAGGAAGUCAAACGGUACCGCGAGAUCCGAAUCAACACCGAAAACGACCUGGAAGAUUGCCGCAAAAAGGGUGUCACGCUGGAGGAUCAACUUCCGGAGCGCAUCAGCAGCGACGAGGAGCGGGAACUUUUGUCGCUGCUUUGUCGCGUUCACGAGCUGGAGGCCGAUAAGGUAUCACUGCAGGCGGAGCGUCUGGCACGGCAAGCGGAGCUCAGACGGCGUGAUUUGCAGCUGUUACGCGCUGAACGGCAGAGGAGACUGUGCGAGGACAUUAUCAGCACUCAGCGGAGAAUAAUUGAAGAAGGCAAAGUCGAACUUCCGGAGGACCUCCGCGAGCUGUACGCGCUGUACCAGCAGGAAAUUCACGCCAGCACCUACACCAGCGGCCUGCAGACGGCCAUCUCCGGUGGCACUCCGUACUCUUCCGGGCGCGACUUUUACGACAACAAAUUGCCGCCCAUUUAUCAGCGGAGCAGUGGCGGCGUAAAUUCACCGGGCAGCUCCAGUUCGGGGUCGGAGUGGUCACCGUCGCCGCUGCCCCCGAUCGAUUCCGAGGGGAACCUCGUCAAUCCGGACCGGCUGAUGGGGGCGCCGGUGGGGCCGAAACUUCCCUCGAUUAACCGGCUGCGGAGCAGCUACGGCAGCACCCAGAGCACCUCCAGCGAUGAUUAGAGUUAGGGGGGGAAGGUUUCUGGAGAAUUAAAAUGUUUCAUUCCUUAUUACAAUGUUA
This is a messenger RNA of Culex pipiens pallens (northern house mosquito), 2988 nucleotides long. It is a transcript of the gene Kif19A, whose product is annotated as kinesin-like protein KIF19. NCBI's taxonomy places the organism in Eukaryota, Metazoa, Arthropoda, Insecta, Diptera, Culicidae. The transcript has 9 exons. Gene Ontology annotation, molecular function: ATP binding; microtubule motor activity; microtubule binding. Gene Ontology annotation, biological process: microtubule-based movement. Bases 669 to 2930 code for a protein of 753 amino acids. The record is from RefSeq and is a predicted model, not a curated record.